This is a messenger RNA of Cucurbita maxima (winter squash), 2287 nucleotides long. RefSeq lists its product as uncharacterized. The transcript has 5 exons. Gene Ontology annotation, molecular function: protein binding. The coding region runs from base 154 to 2208 and encodes 684 amino acids. The record is from RefSeq and is a predicted model, not a curated record. NCBI's taxonomy places the organism in Eukaryota, Viridiplantae, Streptophyta, Magnoliopsida, Cucurbitales, Cucurbitaceae.
CCAGAAUAAUCCCAUGCAAGAUUCAAAGAAGAAGAAGUGUUCUAAUCCAAGAAGGAAAAUUUAAAAUCCACAGAAGAAAACUUGUUUUUCUUGGGCGAGAAAGUGAAAACGAAAAUUUUCUCGGGAAAAUUCAGUGGAAUUUGUGAGGGGAUUAUGCCACCCAUGUGGAUGAACAGCGGCAAGAACAACUUACCCGGCAGGGGGUUUUCCACCCCUCCGCCAUCGUGGAAAUCGAGGCCUUUCCGGUCACCGCAAACGGCGGCGUUUUCAGAGAGGAAAAGAUCGACACCCAAUUCUGUCAAUAAACCUGAUCUUUUUCAUGUCAUUCAUAAAGUUCCCUCUGGGGACUCUCCCUAUGUUAAGGCAAAGCAAGUUCAGUUGAUAGACAAAGAUCCGGGUAAGGCUGUUUCUCUGUUUUGGGCGGCGAUAAACGCCGGAGAUCGAGUGGACAGUGCACUGAAAGACAUGGCUGUAGUGAUGAAGCAAUUGGACCGGUCUGACGAAGCGAUUGAGGCGAUCAGAUCGUUUCGCCAUCUCUGUCCUUACGAUGCUCAGGAAUCUAUUGACAAUGUCUUGAUUGAAUUAUACAAGAGAUCUGGAAGGAUACAAGAAGAGAUUGAUAUGCUUCAAUGCAAACUUAAACAAAUCGAAGAAGGCACGGUUUUUGGAGGGAAGAGGACGAAGGCCGCGAGAUCCCAAGGGAAGAAGGUGCAAAUUACCAUCGAGCAAGAGAAAUCGAGAGUUCUUGGAAACUUGGCCUGGGCUUUCUUGCAGCUGGACAACGUCUAUGUCGCCGAAGACUAUUACCGGCGAGCGUUGUCACUCGAGUCAGACAACAACAAAAAAUGCAAUCUUGCAAUAUGUUUGAUCCUUACGAAUCGACUCGUGGAAGCGAAAUUUCUGCUUCAGUCUGUAAGAGCUUCUUCUGGAGGCAAGCCAAUGGAAGAAUCAUAUGCCAAAUCCUUUGAACGUGCAUCUCAUAUGCUGGCUGAAAAAGAAUUAAAGACCGGAGACGAUAACAGCACCGUGAUGACGAUAACCUCGACUGCUAGAGCUCGGCCGCCGUCUUCUGUUUCUUCUCGUGUCACUGCAUCGACAAUGUGGACUUCGGACGAUAACGUAAAUGAUCAUAUUCGGGACGAUCAUCGACAUAAUUAUCUGUGUUGCAAUGAAAAGCUAGUGAAAAGUAACUCCAGCAUUCCCAUCAAAAUGAAGGCAUAUAACCAAGAUGAGAGUUUCAACUGUAGCUCGUUAUAUUCGUCACCGACUCGACCAAGACGAAACAUCGAAGUUCCGUUCACUCAACCGAAAAACUCCUUUUGGGAAUUCGAUACUCGACACCGGAGGCAGCGAAAAGGAACAACAACUAAUGGUUCGAGUAGUCUUGUAGAUGAUGAUGCUUGUUCUGAAUCGGAAGGAACUCGAACGACAUCGAAUUAUAAGUCGAAGUAUAAGCCUACAGCUCUCAUUGCUGCUGUUGAACUCGAAGUUCCAUUUACACAACCGAGGAGUUGUUCGUGGGGUAUUAACAGAGGAGGAUGUUCGAGAAAGGCGACCGAGUGCUUUCGAGGUUUGCCUCGGAGUAGAAAACUUUCAUUCGAGCCUCGGAUGAACACCGAAAAUAUUCAAAGAUCUGAACUCAAUGAACCUCAAGAUCUUGAUGAUUGGAAGCAGAAUUCUUGUGAAGAUAUCGAGUAUGAGGAUGUUACAAUGUCGUACGACCGGAUCGUAAAGGAAGACGACGAUCAAAAGAUCAAGCGGAAUUCAUCAACAGUUGGUGAGAAGAAGAGUUGGGCAGAUCUAGUUGAAGAAGACGAAGACGACAAUGACGAGAGGGAAGAAGAUCAUACUACCGAAGCAACAUCGUCGAGUGGAGGAGGUCAUCGAGUCGAUUGCUUCGGCCAUUGGAGCAGUGAAAAUGAAGAGGAGGAGUUCAAUAAUGAGAAUCUGAAUUCCAAUAUACUCCACAAGAACAACAGUCCAAGCAACAAUCAACAGGUUGAAGACGACUCGGUCGACGUCGUUUCAUCGACAAAUCCAGCAAUUCGACGCCCUUUAUACUUCAAUCAACAGCCUAUGGUCGACACGAUGGAUAACUGCCGCUCCUCGCCAUUUCCGGCCGCCAUGGCCGGAGAGAAUGUGAACUUGAUGAGGAGUAGCAGAUUGCAAGUAUUCCAAGAGAUAACAGUGCAUCAUCAAGAGAGCUAGAAUGUUAUUAAAAAAAAAAAAAAACUAUCUCUUUUUCACAUUUUCAGUUGUUUUUUGGUUGUAAAUAAUUUUGUAAAGG